AUGCAUCUGACCAGAGGUAUCCUUGGCUGUUGUCACAAGACCAAGCUUCCGAGAAGUACUGUAGAUACUUUCCAGAGAGGGUUAGUGAGACGAUGUCGGGUAACGGGCCGAUAUGGGCGAGGAAGGAAUUUCGGGGAAGAGUGGAUGGUAUGA
Molecule: messenger RNA, 153 nt
Organism: Penicillium digitatum Pd1
Lineage: Eukaryota; Fungi; Ascomycota; Eurotiomycetes; Eurotiales; Aspergillaceae
Source: RefSeq, a predicted model, not a curated record